Molecule: messenger RNA, 3900 nt
Organism: Eucalyptus grandis
Lineage: Eukaryota; Viridiplantae; Streptophyta; Magnoliopsida; Myrtales; Myrtaceae
Product: disease resistance protein RPV1-like
Exons: 5
Coding region: 1-3900 (1299 amino acids)
Biological process (GO): signal transduction; defense response
Molecular function (GO): ADP binding
Source: RefSeq, a predicted model, not a curated record
AUGACGAAGUUUGCUUGUGCCAAUGAUGGCAAUUUGUUGUCGGUGGCCGAAUUUGAGGUAUUUUUGAGUUUUAGAGGCCCUGAUACCCGCCUCAACUUCACCGAUUGCCUCUAUCACUCCUUGGUCGGAGCUGGGAUUCGUGUCUUCAGAGACGAUGAAGAGAUCCGAAAGGGCGAAAAGAUUGCAGGCAAACUUCUGCAUGCCAUUGAAUCCUCCAAAAUAUACUUGCCCAUUUUCUCUAGGACCUACGCGACUAGUAAGUGGUGUCUUCGCGAGCUCACAUACAUACUAGAGUGCUCAAGCAAAGCGAAUGACAAAGUGAUUCUACCCAUAUUCUAUGACGUGAAUCCCGAUGAUGUAAAGCUCAAAACUCGAUUGUACCUUGAUGUUCUGAAGAAGCAUGAGAAGGAGUUUGGCCUCGAUGAGAUUCGGCGAUGGAAGGAAGCUUUGACCGAGGGUGAAAUCAUCAACACUAUUGUUGAUGAGGUUUUGACCAAGCUAAUGAAAAGAAUGAGAAAUCUGCCUAAUCAUUUAGUUGGGAUUCAUGAUCGUGUUGAAGCUAUCGUGGACAUGUUAAAUGAAGGUUCUCAUGAUGUUUGCUACCUAGUCAUCCAUGGAAUGGGCGGUGUCGGUAAGACAACUCUCGCAAGUGCUGUCUUUAAUCAAAUCUCCAAUCAAUUUCAAGGUUGUAGCUUCCUUUUAGUCAUCCGUGAAUCUACGCAACAGGGUAGAAUUGUUGACUUACAAAAACAGUUGUUAUCAGAAAUUCUCCAAGGCAGAUCUAUAGGGAUCCACAAUUCUGUUGAUGUAGGGAUUAACACAAUUAGAGAAAGGUUUCGUGAUAAGAAAGUUCUCCUUGUUCUCGAUGAUGUGGAUAAGAGAGAUCAACUCUCUAAGCUAGCUGGAAAGAGUGAUUGGUUUGGUCCAGGAAGCAGAAUCAUCAUUACAACAAGGGAUAUCAACUUUUUGCCAAUCGAAGAGGAGGACAAAGAGAGUAGUUUCCAAGCACAUUUUCAAGAGUUUACAAUCUAUAAAAUGACAGAAUUGGAUUCUUUCCACGCUCUUCAGCUUUUUAGUAAACAUGCCUUCAGGAUGGAUUUCCCACCACAGGACUUGGUUGAUAGCUCAAGGAAAAUUACUACGAAAAUAGGUGGACUUCCUUUAGCUCUCGAGGUUAUUGGUUCCUCACUUUAUUGCAAGAGCAAAAUUUUUUGGAAAGACACUUUGAAGAAGUUAGAUUUGGUGCCCAACCCGGAAGUCCUCGAUAAAUUAAAAAUUAGUUAUGACAUGUUACAACCUCAUCAAAGAGAGAUCUUUCUUGAUAUCGCAUGUUUCUUCAUUGGUAAAGAUAGACUCCACCCAUACUAUAUGUGGAAAGCUUCCAACUAUUUUCCAAGGAGUGAACUACUUGUCCUUACCCGUAUGUCUUUGAUAAAGAUAACAAAAGAUGAUACAUUGUGGAUGCAUGAUCAACUUAAAGAUCUUGGAAGAGAAGUUGUUCGGCGUGAAGAUGUCAAUUUUCCAAAGAAGCGUAGCAGGUUGUGGGAGCCUAGGAUUGCCUUUGAUGUGGUUCGGAUGAAAGAGGCUUUUUCCUAUCACCAGGGGACAGACAAAGUUGUAGCACUAAAAUUAACAGGACUCUCUGAAGAGUACAAUUUCACAAGUGAAGAACUUUCAAAAUUGCCCAAUCUAAGAUUCUUGGAUUUAGAGGGUGGGAAUUUGGUAGGAGACUUUAAGAAUCUUCUCUCCAAGUUAACAUGGCUCUCUUGGCAUCGUUGUCCUUUGGAAUUAAAUGUGAUGAAUUUGAGUCUCGAGAAGUUAGCUGUGCUCGAGCUUUCAAGUGAUGACAUUACUGAAGAUUGGACCGGAUGGGGGUCAUGUCUGGUGAGCGAGAACUUAAAAGUUAUGGAGAUCGGGUAUUGUCCAAACUUAAAAAGGACUCCCAACUUCUCGAAAUGCUCAAAUUUGAAGAGAUUGGUCAUUAAAGAGUGCACAAACUCACUAGUGGUUGAUAUCUCUCUCUCUAAACUAGAGCACCUAAAACACUUGGAAAUCAACACUUGGUAUGACUCACAUAAUGACAGUUCUGACCUUUUUCCACUACUGUUGGUAUUUAGUGGUCUAAAAUCCCUGUCAAUGCUAGAAAUAGUAGGGAUGCAACUUCAAAAACUUCAUCAUUCCAUUGGAGAGAUGACACGUUUGGAGUAUUUGUCUUUAGAUGAAUGUCAUUUUCUUAGAACACUUCCAGAUUCCAUCCAAGAUCUUAAAAUGUUGAGAAGGAUGAGUCUUUGUAACACUUCGAUAACGGAGCUACCGAACACGAUAGGAGGAUUAGAAUCUUUGCUUGAGCUAGAUUUCAGCAGAACUGAAGUCACAAAAUUGCCUAUUUCUAUUGGGAAUCUUAAAAAGUUGAGGAAGAUGAGUCUUUAUCAGACUGAUAUAAAGGAGCUACCGAACCAAAUAGGAGGGCUAGAGUCUUUACUUGAGCUAGAUUUAAGGGACACAUAUAUCACGGAAUUGCCUAUUUCCAUUGGGAAUCUUAAAAAGUUGAGGAAGAUGAGUCUUUGUUGGACUGAUAUAAAGAAGCUACCAAACCAAAUAGGAGGGCUAGAGUCUUUGCUUGAGCUAGAUUUGAGCGAAUCAAAAAUCAUAGAAUUGCCUGUUUCUAUUGGGAAUCUUAAAAAGUUGAGGAAGAUGAGUCUUCAUCAAACCAAUAUAAAGAAGAUACCGGACCAAAUAGGAGAGAUAGAGUCUUUGCUUGAGCUAGAUUUAAGCGGGACGGAUAUCAUAGAAUUACCUACUUCUAUUGGAAAUCUCAAACAAUUGAAGAUUCUUUGUCUAGACGAAUGUGCCAUUAGAGAGCUACCAAAGGUCAUAGGGAUGCUAGAGAAUCUGAAAGCUUUACAUGCGAAUUUCUGUGGAAAUAUGAAGGGAGAAAUUCCAAGUGAAAUUGGGGGUCUAUCCUUUUGUACAAAGCUAGAGAUGACAAAGAGCAAGAUAAGGAGAUUGUCCACGACUAUUAAUAAGCUUUCUCAUCUGCGACAACUUCAUUUGGAUCAGUGUAAUGAACUUGAACAAUUGCCAGAUCUCCCUGUGAAUUUGAAGGAGUUAAAGUUCUCAUCUCAUUUAUUGUGGACAGCCCAUGACCUUUCAUGUCUAACUAACUUAGUCCAUCUUCAUAUACGGGGUGACACUCCUAGGUUGUUGGAAUUUAGACAAGGAGUUCCAAAGAUAGAGUGGAUUGAGAGGCUAAAUUAUUUAGAGAGCUUGACACUUGUCACUGGAGAUGUCACUUUUCCUCCGAUUAAUUUGGCUACUCUUUCACGGCUUCAGAUUCUUGAGAUAACUUGUGUUGACCCACAAUCUCUAAUGGGGCUUCCAUCCACUCUUGAAAAAUUGACUCUACAUGAUGUGAAGUCACCCAUGGGAAGGUCACUCUUUUCCAACUCGACCAAUUUGACCAGUUUGUACCUUCUUAAUUGUCAUCUGAGGGAAGUUGAAUUUGAUGAUUUGCUUGGACGGCAAUUGAAGGAACUCCAUAGUUUGGAGUUAAAGGAUAGUGCAAUGCUUGAGAGGCUUUUGGUAUCGAGAUUAGAGGGGCUCCAAGUGUUGAGUAUGAGGGGUUGCCCUGGGCUAAUAGAGACUCAAGGUCUAGAGAAAUUGGAAUCACUAGUCUCAUUGACUUUCGAUGGAUGCGGUUCCUUAAAAGAGUUGCCUGAUUUAUCAAAAUUAAAGAAGCUGUGGCAUUUGAUUGUCCCAGAUCAACUUCAAGAAAAGUUGCCUUGUCCACAUCAUCCAGACACGUGGGACCACCAGAAUUCAGUUAUAAGUCGCUGCCUCUUGGGAAAGAUAAUAGAAUACCGAUAUCAACAACUAGGGGUGAGCAGCGUCAGGGGUUGA